UUAUCAAUCAGCAGUGUUGUGUGGAAAGUAUUUUUGAUGGAGGAAAAUAGGCUUGGAGUUGCAAGCUCGUGCUCUCACACCACAAUAUGGGAAAAACAAUGAUGUUGACAAUUUGAUUGUUUAAUUAGAAUAGGCCAUACCAUAAAUUCAACGUAUUCUAAUUGACAUUUCAUACAUUUGUGGGUUGUGUCAAAUUGAAAUUAAAUUGAAUCUCUCGAUCUAGUAGGUAGUACUCCUUCAGUCUAAGUUUACAUUUAACAAUUGUGGUAGUGUAUGUAUAUAUUCUGAUGGCGCCGACUCCGCCCGUAAAGUUAAUAAUGAAAAACGAGUGCGAUACAAGUCGCAGUACCGGUGCAGUACCAAAACAAACAACAACAGCUACAACAACAACUUCAACGUCGCCGGUAAGCACAAACACAUCGUCAUCUUCCGCAAGUCGCUCCGUCACCAACCGUGCGCGCAACUCGUCCUUAAUCAAGCAACAACAAGAGAAACGGGAGCGGGAACGUGAAAAGGAACUGACAUCGCCCCUACAGUGUGGCACCUACAAAGCCCUUUAUGAUUUGCUGGAACGUGCAACACUAACAAAAUCCGAAAUAUCCACACAACAGUUGCAGCAACGUGAGGCACUGCGUCAAUUGGCUGCGGAGCAUAGUUACGAUCCAGCAGAUCAACAGCAGCGCUAUUGCUUUCCGGUGCGUCCAGUGCAGCGAGUACAGCAUCAACAGCAGCCACCGCCGACAGCAGGAGCUGUGCUACGACUGCGUCCACCAGCAACGACACCUAAUGCCACAGUAGGUGUCGUCACACCCAACACAACCAACGGCAACGAGGAACACCAGUCGAUAGCCAGUGCGAAUAAUAACAAUAAUAUUCCUCAGCCGUCCACAGCUUUACAAACUUUAGUUCGCCGAAUUUUUGGACCAUCAGCAAAUAAUCCAACGCGCACUCAAGUUGAGAAAUUGCGAACUUUGUUGGGCUUGGAUGAGAAUUGGAAUAACAGACAGCAGCUAACAGUACGAACUUUAGAAGAGCAGUUGAACAACAUGGUGCAUGAAAUCAAUCCAAAUGGUAAUGACAGGGAGGAAGGCGUUGUCAAUUCGACCAGCCUCGAGGAUGUUGCAUUAAGUGAAAUGAGCGACAUUCGUGCCCAGUCCAUACAAUCGCUGCACAGUGCAAUGGAGACACCUACGCCGGAUACUACGCCCAGUUUUGAUGAGCUUCAGCAGCGAUUGGAUGCAUCUAAUCGCAAUAUGCAGCACUUGCAAGAUGAGCAGCAAAAACUGCUGCAAAUACAAAACAUGGCCAAGACCCAUCUCAAUGAAAUGGAGGAACUGCGUCAGCAUGCCGGACGCUUGCCGCACAAUGGUGAUGGCGAUGCGCCCAACUACGAGUCGGUGCAGCAGGUUCAGGAUGAUAUGGCUUCGCUGGUGGGACGCAUGAAGAAUCUCACGGCCUUUAUACACAAUCAAAACGAAUUGAGCAGUGUGCUGGGUGAUGAUGGGCCAGAGAUUUUGGCCGAACAACAGGCACUGCAAGAGAAGCUGGAAUCAUUGCGCACACAACGAGAGGAUAUGCGUGAAUUGGUCAACGAGCUAAACAGCAUUAAUCGCACGGCCAGGCAAACGGCACAGACGUUCAAUGGAGCUGGCCAUGAGAAAAAGCCGAAGCCAAAGCCAAAGAAGGAACCGACACCACCUAAACAGAUACCGAAGCCCAGCAAUGAGCGUGUGGUACCUGUGGAAUACCAACGUAAUGCGCCACUCUUGCGUCAGGAAGCAGCCGACGCUGCACAGCGUGCUUUACAUGCUCAGGCUAUGAUUAAUCAGAAGACUGCUGAUAUUGAUGCCCUAAAGGCGCAAAUGGCCAAGCUUAAAGGCAUGCUGAACACUGUCAACCAAAUUGACGAAAGCACGCCCAGUGUGGGCAAGACUCUGGAGCGAAUUGAGAUGCCCAUUGAGCAGCGUGUGCAUGAUCUUAAUGAUGUGACAUCAGAACUACGCGCUGAAGCGGCACUUUUGCAAAAGGAACGCGAACGUAUUUUGGAAUUGAAGGCCGAAAUUGAGCGACGCAAGAGGCAGGCAGCUGCUGCAGUCCAACUGGGCGAGGAUGCACUUCAGCGUAAUAGUCUCACACCAACUCCCACGCCCUGCAGACAGCGUGAAGUGGAAUUGGAGCAGGAGGUGGAGGUGGAGGUGGAAGAGGAGGAGGAGGAGGCCAAGCCAACGUUCCAAGUACCAUCGCGCAGUGAGUUGCGGGCACAAUGCGAUCAACUGCGUCAGGAGUACGAGCAGAAGCAGCGAGAGUAUGCGGCCCAUUAUACAAACAACAAUAACAGCAGCAGCAAUAACAACAACAACCAUAUUAACAACAUGAAUAACACCACCUCUGAGGCGGAUGAUGAGGGCAAUGAUGACACCGAUAGUGAUAGAUACUUUGGACAUGUUCGCGCAUCAUCUUCGACCACACUAAAGCGUGCGCCUUCAGCCAGCACCGUGGUGGAGAAACAGCAAUAUCAACAGCAACAACAGCAGCAACAACAACAACAACUGCAACAACGACGCAAUCAACAGAAUCAACAACAGGAGCAGCCGCAGCAACAACAACAAGCGCCAGUUGCCCGUUCUAUAUCAAACAAUGAAGAGGAGCUGAAUAUGACCUUGGACAGCCUGUCGCUGGGCCAUGACAGUAUACAGUCCAGCAGCACCAGAUCCCAGUAUAUGCCGCCACCAAUGAAUCCAGUUCAGGGCAUCUGGGCCACACAUAAUGCUGGCAAUUCUUGGCAUCCACAAGCCACCUAUGUGCCAACGCCGCCCAGUAAUAUACCAGCUGCACCGGUGGCUCCAACUACAUCGUCGAAUGCUUCAAGCACUAAUCCAACAUCGGAUGCUGUGCUGCUGCAGCAAUUCAUGCAAACUCAACAGGUGCUAAUUAACUCGGUUUGUCAGUGCAAUCAGACGUUGUGGCAUCAACAGCGCGAGAUUGAUAAUCUCAACAAUCAAAUUCAUGUGCUUCAAGAUCGCUUGAAUACAGCUUGCCAGGAUCACGCCUAUAGCUUGCGUUCCGAGUCUGUGCCACCUGUUGCUGGCGGGUUGGCGCCUAACAACUUGUGUCUAGGAGGUGGCAGCAAUCGCGCCCAAUCCGAACAACUGUACAGCUUUGGGGCCAGUCAUCAGAGCGCCUUUAGCAACUACCAUCGCAGCAGUCACCGCAACAAUAUCUAUAGCAGCAACGAUCCUCAUCAGCAGCAGACAUAUUUGAAUAACGCAGCACCACCGCCGCCACCACCACCGCCACCGCCAGCAACUCACUACAACAACGAGACACCGCUGUCGCCGGGCUCAUAUCGCGCCAGUCCGGGACCCAUAUUUAUGAACCAUCACAACAAUACCAUACACCAGAACAAUGCCAAUUUGCGUACACAGAAUCAACAUGCCAACAACUUGCACUCACUGCCGGAGACCGGAGUUCCACCGCCCACUCUGAACAAUCAGGUGCCACCGGGCAAUCGGGCCAACAACUAUUGGGACAAUUUCCGAAGCUACACGCGACAGAAUUUGCUAUCUAACAAAAGCAACGAGGAACUCAAUGUGGAGCAUCAGUAUCGUCAAAUUCAACGGCAGCGUCAGCGUCCCAGCUACUUUCAAGCGCAUCUGCCACAUACCGCACGUAGCAGUGGCACCAUGAUAAUACAACAACAACAGCAUCGCCACUUUUAUGAGCCGACAGCACAGCAAUUGCAGCACAACAGCAGCAACAGCAACAAUUUGAAUAACAGCGCCAGCAGUCGCGAUUGGCGUGAGGAUGCCCGCGAUGACGAGGAUGUGGAGGAGGAUGAUAACAAUGAUUCAUCUAUUUUCAAUGUAGGCGGCAGCACAACUGGCAGACGUCGCAAUCGUCGUCGUCAGAUGCCAACACAGCGUGAGGAAGAAGGCGCCGUACAGCAGUUGGCCAGCGGCUCAUCCAAUUUGCUCAACAUGAAUGUGAAUAGUCCGCUCUAUCAGCGCAAUAAGGUUCCGGCUAAACCGACCACAUCCGCAGUGUCUCUGACUCCGUUGCAGCAACGUCAUCUGCGUUUUGAUUUUGAGUUGCCUGCUCAGUAUAUGGAUUAUGAGUUGCCAGUACCGACUACAGCACUACAAGUUCCGCCUACGGCUCCUGUCUACAAUGUCACAACCCGGGAUUCUGCUGCUGGAGCAGAUGAAUCAAAUGCUACGCUGGAGCAGACUGAAGACACCGCCUCCGAGGAGUUGAAUCGUAAUUUGCUGGUCAAUGCAUUGAAGAAUGAUAAAUUUACAACAAAGUUUUACGAAUCGAUCAAGGAGGAUGUAUACAGACGACUGGAAACACUCUUUGAGCAACAGCAGCAGCAACAACAGCAACAACAACUGCAGCAGCAGCAGCAACCACAGCAGCAGCAAUUGCAACAGGAGCAACAAGGCGAACAGCAGCAGGUAUACAAUGAUGUCCACAGUCUACGCAAGACACUUAACCAGGGACAGGCGACUAGUGCUCAGCCAGCCGAGGAUGUCGCUGUAAAUGGACCCACAGAGGCGACUGAAAGUGACACUGAGACACCACCGCAGGAGCAACCUGCUAACGAUUGUCCCGAGGAUGAGGAGAGCUUGCCAGUGCUGGCAACAGCUGCCGCACCAGUUGUCCCAGAACAAUGCGAAGCAGCAGCUGCUGCUGCUCCCGUAGAUAACGAAGAUCAAAUAAUUGAAGUGGUCAUUGAAGAUGCCGCAACGCCAGUGGCCAUCAUUGAGUUGGCGCCCGAUCACGAGCUUAUUGAGUACAUAAUCAAACGCAUACGUAACCAGACUCACAGCAACACUAUUAUCAAUGACUCGAUGCUUGCCGAAGUGUCCAAGUUGACGGCAAACGCUGCUCAAAACUCCGCUGCUAGCUGGACACCCAAUGCCGCAUCGCCGCUCAUUUCGCCCAAGCGCAUCUAUGCAAAGAUUAAGAAGAUGGAAAUGCCACGACAACGCGAUGAGUUUUUGCUCUGGUAUCGCACAUAUCUGGAGCAACUAUUUGUGGUGGAGCAGCCGCGCAAUAGCUGCCCGGCUAAAACUAAGGCUAAAGAUGAAAGAGGAGCUGCCGGUGGCAAGAAACAGACCAAUAAACGAGUCCGAGCUCAGUCGCAUUCACAAGAUUCCAACAAUGAUGCCGAUUUGGCCGAGGCAGAUCAGAAGAAGGUCUCGGUAAAUGGCGGCGACAAUGAGUGCGAGAACAAUGAGAAUCCUGAGGAGGAGGCCAAUGCGGCUGCAGCCCAAGAAACGAAGAAUAUCAGCUUAGACUAGUUAGUUAUUUAGAUAGUUCGUCUAAUAAAUGACAUACCCAAACAACAUUCCUAACCAUAUGUACCCACACAUCUAUACAACAAUACCACCAUGCAUAUGACAUUACUCAUACAUACUGACAAAAUUAGUUACUAACUGCAGUAGGCGGUCUAUUUAUCGAUUUGUUUUGGCUUUUAAAGAAUAUUUAGUUUUUAUUAAAUUAUACACUUAUUAUAUACUCGUAUAUAAAACAUAAAA
Molecule: messenger RNA, 5540 nt
Organism: Drosophila innubila
Lineage: Eukaryota; Metazoa; Arthropoda; Insecta; Diptera; Drosophilidae
Exons: 9
Coding region: 288-5303 (1671 amino acids)
Source: RefSeq, a predicted model, not a curated record